CUGGCCGAGCUGGCCGCCUUCUACGUGCAGCACGGCGCCCUGGUGGACAGCGUCAACGCGCACCUGGAGACGCCGCUGGCGCUGGCCGCCUACUGGGCGCUGCGCUUCCGCGAGCAGGAGUACAGCGCGCCGCACCACCGCCUGUGCCGCCUGCUGCUGGCCGCCAAGGCGCAGGUCAACGCCCGCGACGACGACUUCAAGGCGCCGCUGCACAAGGCCGCCUGGAACUGCGACCAGGCGGCCAUGCGGCUGCUGCUCGAGGCGGGCGCCGAGGCCAACCUGCUGGACGUCAACGGCUGCGCCGCCAUCCAGUACGUGCUGAAGGUGACGCCGGUGCGGCCCGCCGCCCGCCCGCACCUCUGCUACCAGCUGCUGCUCAACCACGGCGCGGCGCGCAUCUACCCGCCCCAGUUCCACAAG
Messenger RNA from Gracilinanus agilis (Agile Gracile Mouse Opossum), 420 nucleotides. RefSeq names its product ankyrin repeat and SOCS box protein 4-like. Gene Ontology annotation, molecular function: protein binding. Gene Ontology annotation, cellular component: nucleus; cytoplasm. The annotation marks the transcript as partial. The transcript has a single exon. The record is from RefSeq and is a predicted model, not a curated record. Lineage: Eukaryota; Metazoa; Chordata; Mammalia; Didelphimorphia; Didelphidae.